Diaporthe citri is the source of this 1434-nucleotide messenger RNA. RefSeq lists its product as uncharacterized. Lineage: Eukaryota; Fungi; Ascomycota; Sordariomycetes; Diaporthales; Diaporthaceae. The coding region runs from base 1 to 1434 and encodes 477 amino acids. The transcript has 4 exons. Gene Ontology annotation, molecular function: iron ion binding; oxidoreductase activity, acting on paired donors, with incorporation or reduction of molecular oxygen; monooxygenase activity. The record is from RefSeq and is a predicted model, not a curated record.
AUGGUCGUUCUAGGCGCACUGAGAUUGAUGACAGCCUACACCAGUUACUUGGUCCUGUCUGCUCGCCUGCCUCAAAAGAUCUUGCAACUUCACCAGAAAUACGGGUCGGUGAUCAGAAUAGGUCCGGACCGACUGGUGUUCAACACCGUCACAGCCUUCCAAGAUAUCUAUCAAAGCGACCAGGUCACCAAGUCCUACACAUAUCUAUCCACGACAAAAAAGAACAUUGUCAACGUCUUCACCGCCCUUGAUAAUGAGGUGCAUCGCUCGAAGCGGGCAGUGGUCGGACAAGCAGUCACGGAUCGUGCAUUGAGAGAAUUCCAGCCCUCAAUGAUGGAACAGAUCGACAUAUAUCUGGGCCAGAUACGAGAGUCCUCGCGCUCUUCCACUCCGGUCAACAUGACCGAGAAAUCGAGACAUCUUAGUCUCGACACUGUGGGCCAGCUAGCAUUUGGCUACGAUCUAGGUGUCCAGAAGCGUGACGACAACAGAUACAUCAUGAGGGCUAUGUACUUCGGCAAUUAUCGUGGGAAUAUCUAUCACCACCUGUUCUUUCUCUCGAGGCUCUACGUCAAUAAGAUCUUCGACUACGUAUUCUACCAAGCUCGGGAGAAGUAUUGGCGAUUAGUCGAGUGCAUGAUCCAGAAGCGCUUGGCCGAAGACAGGCACGCAAGGCCGGACUUCUAUUCCUUCGUUUUGGACACAAUGAGCGCGGACCCCGACGGCUUGCGUGGAGGGGCAUUAUGGAUGGAAGCCCUGUUUUUUCUUGCGGCAGGUGGUGAUACUGUGGCAACUGGGACCAGUGCUGCCUUCUUCUACCUCGCGCACAAUCCAGAAUGCUAUCGGACUCUGGCCCGAGAAAUUCGCUCAGCAUUCGACAGCGAGGAAGACAUCAAAGCCGGCCCCCGGCUCUCGGGCUGCACUUAUCUCCGAGCAUGUAUUGAGGAAGCCUUGCGCAUGUCUCCUCCCGUCUCUACCACUCUUUGGCGAGAAAAGGAUCCCUUGGACCACAACCCGCUGGUCAUUGAUGGGCAUGUCAUCCCUCAUGGUACUCUGAUCGGGGUCAACACGUAUGCCUUCCAUCAGAACGAGCAAUAUUUCCCACAGCCUUUCACUUUCCGUCCCGAACGUUGGUUAGAUAAUGCCGACAACGAAGGAGCAAGGAAGGUCUCCCGGGUUGCGUUUUCCGCCUUCUCCAUUGGGCCCCGGGGGUGCGCCGGGAAAUCGAUGGCAUAUUUAGAGAUCAGUCUAGCGCUUGCAAAGACUCUGUGGUCUUUCGAUUUCGAACGUGCGCCAGGACGCCUGGGUGAUGUGGGAGGGGGCAAGCCCGGUGCUGCAAAUGGUAGGGUCAGGCCAAGUGAGUACCAGAUUCACGACAUCUUCACUGCCAGGCACGAUGGACCUUACCUGGUCUUCAGACCCAGAGCUGGCUGA